GGCCCCGGGACACAGCUCCCCAAGGCGCCCAGGUGAGCGCGGUGAAGGAGGGGCGGCCGCUGCGUGACACCCGGCCGCUUCGGCACGGAGCGGCGCAGCGCGGUGCAUCGGCACAGCAUGAGCACAGAGCCAGGUGGAGAAGAUGUAUGUAGGCUAUCUUUUGGAUAAGGACACCAACAUGUAUCCCAGUCCCGUCCGGCAUCCCAGCCUCAACCUCAACCCCCAGAACUACGUGCCGGGGCCACCCCAGUACUCGGACUUCGCCAGCUACCACCAUGUGCCAGGGAUUAACAACGACCCGCACCAUGGGCAGCCCGCAGCUGCCUGGGGCUCACCCUACACCCCUGCCAAGGAGGACUGGCACUCAUACGGCACCGCUGCCGCCUCCGCCGCCACCAACCCGGGGCAGUUUGGAUUUAGCCCCCCGGAUUUUAACCCCAUGCAGCCCCAUGCGGGCUCUGGACUCCUGCCUCCAGCCAUCAGCAGCUCGGUGCCACAGCUGUCCCCUAAUGCACAGAGGCGCACCCCGUACGAAUGGAUGAGGCGCAGUAUUCCCAGCACCAGCAGCAGCGGCAAGACGAGGACAAAGGACAAGUACCGGGUGGUGUACACGGACCACCAACGCCUGGAGCUGGAGAAGGAAUUUCACUACAGCCGCUACAUCACCAUCCGCCGUAAGGCCGAGCUGGCUGCUGCCCUGGGGCUCACUGAACGGCAGGUGAAAAUCUGGUUUCAGAACCGGAGGGCGAAAGAGAGGAAGGUGAAUAAAAAGAAGCUGCAGCAGCAGAGCCAGCCCACCAGCACCACCACGCCAACCCCCCCAGCCGUGGGCACGCCAGGGCCCAUGGGGACCCUCUGCAGUGGCAGUGCCCCAAGCCUUGUCUCCUCAUCUCCGCUCACCAUCAAGGAGGAGUUCAUGCCUUAGCCCCCUCCACCAGCCAUAGACACUGAGAGAUAAGCACUACACGGCAGAGCUUGUUGCUGAGCGCCCAAAGACACCACGUCCUCUGGGGCAUGGUGGCUCUGUUGCCUUCCCAAGAGGCUGAUGAGCUCUGUCCUACACAAAGCCCAUACGUUAGGUAGUGCUGUUCUCCUGUAGGAAACGUGCGCUGGUCUCCGGUAUUGGUAGCCCAAAACCAGUGGGAUGAGUCUUUAAGUGGUGCUGGAGGACCCUUUCUGUGGCACAUCAGAAUGAGCCGGUGGGAUGCUUCCUGCACGGUCUUCCUGGUGAUCCAGCUGCCUGCUGCUUUGGAGCAGCUUUAGUGAGGCUGAACUAGGGGAAAGUCUUGGCUGGACUCGAGGCAGAAUAAAUCUCAGCUGAGAUUGUCUGCAGGAUCUGCCACACCUGGAGCGAGUUGGACAACAGGAGCUGGGUAGGACCCUCAGCAGUGGGGCUGGAGGGGGAAAGGGGGCUCCUUAAACUGAGACAAUGACAGUGAGUGUCCCCCAUGUCCCCCAGCCACCAUCCCCAGCUCCAUCCCUGCAGCAACUCAGGGCCAUCGCGAGACCUGCAGACAUCUGUCCCACAGAUGGACCACCCUGCGGAGGUUUUGAGACCACCUUCCAGCAUGGAGGAACAAGAACAAGGUUUGCAGUUAGGACACUGGACAGCUCUAGGUUGCCCAGAGGGGCCGCUCACCUACCCAUGGCACUGCAGAACCUGCACAGCUCCGUGCUGCACCAAGGCACUGCCAGCUGCCGGGACCAUCAUGGUGAUGGGACAUGUCCUGGCACAAGAUGAUGGAUAGCUGGCUUCCAUAGAGAGGGAUGGGUGGAUUUGUGCUGUUUUCUCUGAAACACAAAAGGCUCUGGGUUUUGCCCACUUUGUACUCCUCCAUGUGCUGCACCAUUGGUAACCAAUGGCUUUUUUUUCCUGCUGGAAAUCCACAGUUAAAAUUCCCCUUAAUCCUGCUGACUCCUGGGAUCUCUACUGGCCCAGCUACCUUACAGCCCAGUUUUGGAUGCCCCAAAGGGCGUGCUGGGACACAGGAGGGUUUGAGGCUCCUGCUUGGGUCUGUGGCUUCCCAAGACCAAGGUGAGGGUGCAGAGGCUCUGAUGGUUCUCUCCUAGCACCAUCAUGCUGAGCCCCAGCAGGAACAAGAAGUGGAGGUGUCCCUGUUGCCUGCAGAGCCCCUCACCCAUUCCCAGCCCAUUCUGGCCCAGAACUCACAGUGUUAGGGGUUUAAUACUGGGAUUUAAGCUCCUUGACACCCACUGCACCUACAGCCCCUUAAUAGGGUCUGCAUCCCCCACCAUGGGGACCAGUGACACCUCCCUGGGGCCACCACUGCUACUUUGCAGCAAAGGCAGACACCGGUGUUGGCUUGGGACUUCAGCUCAGGGCUUGUGUACAGAAGGCAGAACGUUUUAUUUUCUAGGCUUUGGUCAAAAUAAAAGUGAGCAGGAGCCCUGUGA
Gallus gallus (chicken) is the source of this 2415-nucleotide messenger RNA. RefSeq names its product caudal type homeobox 1 (gene CDX1). Gene Ontology annotation, cellular component: nucleus. NCBI's taxonomy places the organism in Eukaryota, Metazoa, Chordata, Aves, Galliformes, Phasianidae. Gene Ontology annotation, molecular function: DNA-binding transcription factor activity, RNA polymerase II-specific; RNA polymerase II transcription regulatory region sequence-specific DNA binding. The transcript has 3 exons. Bases 143 to 925 code for a protein of 260 amino acids. Gene Ontology annotation, biological process: animal organ morphogenesis; embryo development; anterior/posterior axis specification. The record is from RefSeq and is marked validated.